Molecule: messenger RNA, 285 nt
Organism: Spirometra erinaceieuropaei
Lineage: Eukaryota; Metazoa; Platyhelminthes; Cestoda; Diphyllobothriidea; Diphyllobothriidae
Source: the annotation of a GenBank genome assembly
AUGCUUCUCGUUCUUAAUGUUUUCCUCCUCCUCCUCCUCCUCCUCCUCCUCCUCCUCCUCCUCACCAACACCUCCUCCUUCUCCUUCGCAUGCCCUUCACCCUGCUUCUCCCCUACUCCUCCUCCCCCCUCAUCCUCCUCUCCUCUUCGCCUUGCUCUUUCUUCUUGCAUCUUGCCUUCGAGCGAUCCAACUAUCUUGUCCUACUUUUGCAAAAAGCCCGAGUGCAUAAAUUACUUUUCAUUGUUUCGUGCUGCUCGCCCAAUCUGUCUUUCUCUUUUCAUAUAG